GCCGCCUAAUGCACACGCGGGAAGAUCGUCACAAAUUCACUUAUAAAGCCUCACGAGUCACGAUCCAUUUUUUCUUUUCUAAAUCUCAACGUUGCUGUACGAAGAGAAUGGCAGCUCGAUGUUUGCGACCUCGCAUCGCGUCCCGCCUUCGUUCCACCUUGGCAUGAGCCGAUGGCGCCAACCAACUCCCGCCUGCGGCGCCGCAUCUACAUUCCCGUCUUAUGCUCAAUGACGGCGCUCCUCUGGCUCUUCUUCAAGCGACCACCUCCAGCAGGGGAUCUUGUCCCCGAUUAUGGGACUCUGCAUCCGCUUCGCCCCAAACCUUCCCUAGCAAUCGCGACGCUCUUUUGUGGUGAAUCAUAUGACGACGAUUCCUACUUCGACUUCACCCGCGUCCUCACCUACCAACUCCUGCAUGACCCAGCAACCAGCCUCAACGCCUCCAUCCCCUUCCUCAUCCUGGUCUGUCCCGCGGCACCAACAUGGCAAAGGGAGCGUCUCCGUGCCGACGGCGCAACCAUCAUCGAAACCGCCGACCUGAACCUCCCAGGCUGGAUCCACACCGGCGUGACGCGCUGGAAAGACCAGUUCCUGAAGCUCCGCCUCUGGGAAAUGGUGCAGUACGAUAGAAUCCUGUACAUGGACGCCGACACCACGCUGGCGGGCCCCAUCGACAGCAUCUUCGACGAGGAAAUCGUCAAGCUCCCAGCCACCACCCUUCCCUCGAGAAAAGCCGAGAUAAAGGGCGAUGAGGCACCCCUUCCGGCGAAUUAUGUCUUCGCAGCGAGAUCGAACAAUGAAUUUACAGGCCAGAGAGAUCAUCCCUUCCCUCCACCACCAACCACGCUCUUCAGCGCGGGCUUCUGGAUCAUUGCACCGAGCAAAGAGAUGUUUGAUUAUCUGAUGAGUGUUACGGGUCAUAGGAGGAGGUUCAACCCGACGACGAUGGAGCAGAGUUUACUGAAUUAUGCGUUCCGGAGGGAGGGCGCGAUGCCUUGGAUGGAGGUAAAUUAUAGGUGGAGUGCGACGUGGCCGAAUUUGAAGGAUUUGGAGGGAGGCGUGGUGACGUUGCAUGAGAAGUUGCAGUGGGAGGGGCCGGUGGAAUUGCAGGAUUUGUGGAAGGAGAAGAAGAGAAAGAUGGAUGCUUUUUUUGCCGAGAAGAGUUGAGUUGUAUUGAGAGAAACCGGAAACAUAGAAUUCACUGUGCAGGUCUUCUCUUCUUUGGUCUUUUAUGUUUCCCAAAUCUCUAUAUAAGGUGCAGGGAAGACAGUUCUGGCUCGCCAACCUUGUUCCAACCCAUUUCAAGAGAGAGAUUAUUAGCAGCGAAAAAAGUUCAACAAUGUACGAAGACUCUCGGAAAUAGCUGUGUCUAUUUGCCGGCAAAAAAGACGUUUCAGCCCAGGCUUGGCGAUAUUCCACCCUGGA
Messenger RNA from Hyaloscypha bicolor E, 1425 nucleotides. Its product is annotated as glycosyltransferase family 8 protein. Gene Ontology annotation, molecular function: glycosyltransferase activity. The record is from RefSeq and is a predicted model, not a curated record. The transcript has a single exon. Gene Ontology annotation, biological process: protein N-linked glycosylation. Bases 172 to 1167 code for a protein of 331 amino acids. Lineage: Eukaryota; Fungi; Ascomycota; Leotiomycetes; Helotiales; Hyaloscyphaceae.